Messenger RNA from Leucoraja erinaceus (little skate), 4572 nucleotides. RefSeq names its product serine/threonine-protein phosphatase 2A 55 kDa regulatory subunit B gamma isoform. Lineage: Eukaryota; Metazoa; Chordata; Chondrichthyes; Rajiformes; Rajidae. The record is from RefSeq and is a predicted model, not a curated record. The coding region runs from base 995 to 2353 and encodes 452 amino acids. The transcript has 10 exons. Gene Ontology annotation, cellular component: protein phosphatase type 2A complex; cytosol. Gene Ontology annotation, molecular function: protein phosphatase regulator activity; protein binding. Gene Ontology annotation, biological process: peptidyl-serine dephosphorylation.
UUUACUGUACCAAUUUACUGUUGUGUGAUGUCUUUUUAAAAUUGCUGUUUUUUCUUUUUUUCCUCCCACAAAUAUGUGAAUAUGUGAUUCUGUUCCAUUCUGUUUUGUAGUUUUUUGCACAAUCCGCAAGCAUUGCCACUUUUCAUUUCACUGCACAUCUCGUAUGUGUAUGUGACGAAUACUUGACUUUACUUGACUUGACACUUUUUGGUAUAAAUCAGCAUCUACAGUUCUUUGUUUCUACAAUUAUUUCUCCGGUUGCUGUAAUCUCUUCAGUUUCUCCAGUCAUUAGCAUGCUAACAUAGCAUCCUACUUUCGUAGGUGAGAAUUGUAUUAAAUAAUCAGUUGUGAUUAACUAUUUUGUUGGUGUACAGAAUCGCCUCCACAUCCCAAACCAGCUGCCUCACCUGUACUGGGUCUGAGAUCUAUUAUCUAUAUCCUGUCUUGGGUCUCAGACACUCUGAUCCUUCAGAACAGGGCUGGGAGCAAGUGAAUAUCAUAAUACCUGCCUCAGACCAAAAGACACAGGAAUUGCUUGACCCCACCCCACAUAUUGCAACAGGUGCUCUGCAACUUUACUCAAUCUAGCGAAGUACUUGGGAGACUGGAGUGAACCUUCGCCGACCUAAAUGUCCAUUGUAAAGACCAGCUCGGUCUGACACGAUGAAACGCCGCUGCCGUUUGUAUUAAUCGAAACCCCACUUUAAAUCUGGUAAAUCUGCAAAAACCUGCACCGCGACUCAAGCGAAGGAUAAUCUGCCGGAUAAUCUGCCCGGCGUUUUGUCAUUGGAUAAGGGAAAGCUCCUCAGCGGGGAGUGGGCCGGCCGCUGCUGGCGCGAUUGGCCCGGACCGUUGUCAUUCAGGGCAGCUCCAUUCAUGGCCAAACCCCGAGUCGACCAGCCGAACCAACAGAUGAUUAAGGAGCGUCGCUCUGGGGUGUGACCGAGUCUUGGCUCUAGUCUCCGGGUUGUAACGGCGGCGCCAACUCGCAGCCAUGAGAAGAGUCGGAGGCUGUGGGAACGAUGUCCAGUGGUGCUUCACCCAAGUGAAAGGUACCUCAGACCUUGAUAUAUCUGAAGCUGAUAUAAUUUCUACUGUCGAAUUCAACCACACUGGAGAAUUGCUGGCUACAGGGGACAAAGGGGGUCGUGUAGUGAUAUUUCAGAGAGAGCAAGAGACAAAAAGCCAGCCUCACCAUCAAGGUGAGUAUAAUGUUUACAGCACUUUCCAGAGUCAUGAACCGGAGUUCGAUUACCUAAAAAGCCUGGAAAUAGAAGAAAAGAUCAACAAGAUUCGGUGGUUGCCUCAACAGAAUGCAGCCCACUUCCUCCUCUCGACCAAUGAUAAAACAAUCAAAUUAUGGAAGGUCAGUGAAAGGGACAAGAGGCCGGAAGGUUAUAACCUCAAAGAUGAAGAAGGUAGAGUGAAGGAUUUAUCAACGGUCACAGUGCUGCAGGUCCCAGUACUGAAACCCAUGGAUCUGAUGGUGGAGGUGACUCCACGGAAGAUUUUUGCUAAUGCCCAUACCUAUCACAUCAACUCCAUUUCGGUCAACAGUGACUGUGAAACAUAUAUGUCAGCCGAUGACCUCAGGAUAAACCUCUGGCACUUAGGAAUAACAAAUAGGAGUUUCAACAUUGUAGAUAUUAAACCAGUAGACAUGGAAGAAUUGACUGAAGUGAUCACAGCUGCAGAGUUCCACCCUCAUCACUGUAACCUCUUGGUUUACAGCAGCAGCAAAGGAACCCUGCGGCUCUGUGACAUGAGGACAGCUGCACUGUGUGAUAAACACGCCAAAUUGUUUGAGGAGCCAGAGGAUCCCAGUAACCGGUUCUUCUUCUCAGAGAUAACCUCUUCCGUGUCUGAUGUGAAGUUUAGUCACAGCGGACGGUACAUGAUGACACGUGAUUACCUCACUGUCAAAGUCUGGGAUCUCAACAUGGAAAACAAGCCUAUAGAAACAUAUCAGGUUCACGAUUACCUCCGGAGUAAGCUCUGUUCCCUUUAUGAGAAUGACUGCAUCUUUGACAAGUUUGAAUGUGUGUGGAAUGGCUCAGACAGUGUUAUUAUGACUGGUGCCUACAAUAAUUUCUUCAGGAUGUUUGACCGCAACACUAAACGAGAUGUCACCCUGGAAGCUUCCAGGGAGAACAGUAAACCACGGGCUGUCCUGAAGCCACGGAAAGUCUGCACGGGAGGCAAGCGGAGAAAAGAUGAAAUUAGUGUUGACAGUUUAGACUUUAACAAGAAGAUCCUGCACAUGGCCUGGCAUCCAACUGAGAACAUAAUAGCAGUGGCAGCGACAAACAAUCUCUACAUAUUUCAGGAUAAAGUGAACUCGGAGAUGCACUAGGUUUAUAAAUACCUUGGUGUAAUUAUAAACCAGCCUUCUUUUUCCAGACCUCUCUGCCAGUGAUCUUCGCAAGUUUGAAUUCAUCUUAGUGGAAUUGUCAAGUGUGGUUUCUCAUUAGUGUGUAUCACUUGUCAGUAAGAAUUGAUUUUUGUCUGUCACUGGGGUGAACUGAGCACCUAGAGUCAAAUACAGAAGGGCAAGCUUGGUCACCAUCUACACAGUCAAUCGGAUGUCUAUGGUUCAGGCAUCUUAGAAAAUGUACUUGGAAAUAUUUUCAUCCAAGAUCUGAAUUUAUAGACGAGGGGACAUACAGGAUCUGACUACAUUUUAAUUUCUGAUACAGUCUUCAGUCUUUAUGAUGGAUUCACUUGGUCAUGCAUAAGUAAAUAACUUCAGCAGGCACUUGAAACGUGGAAGAGCUGCUGUCUUUGUUUUGCCAGAUUGUCCAUAUAUAAGGAUUGCUAACCAAAUUGAUGCCAUUUCUUUUGAAUGCACCAUUUUAGUUGUUAGACAAUUUGAGACAAAAAAAUGCAGGGCGGGUCAGGCAGCAUCUAUAGAGAGAGAAACGUAAUUCACUUUUCAGGUCAAUUGCCCGAUUGAGCAGUUCCCUAUUUCAAUCUCCACACAUGCUGCCUGAUCUGUGGAAUAUUUCCCGCAAUUUGUUAUUAUUUAAACUUCUAGCACCUGCAUUCUUUUGGUUUUCUAUGGAUAAGUGGAUUCUGAUAUUACUCUCUUGCCAAUUGGCUUGAAUAGCUAGGUAACAAUCUAUCUUUCCUUUCAAAUUGUUGGAAGCAAAGUGAAUUGAAUUAUUUGCACUCCUAGUUAAAAAGUAUGUACCAAAAAAUUCGCAACUGCUGUUAAAUUUGGCAUAAAUGAAAUUCCGAUUCAAAGGCAUUUAGUUAAAAGCAGACAGUACAAAGAACAUUGUUUUGAAGUUAGCAUCAGUGGAUAUUCUGUGAAUUUUUCAUUGAACAGUUUUACACCUGAUCUGAAUCUUUCUGUCAGGGUCACUGGUCACAAAAUGGGGAAAUCAUCCACAAUGCAGCACUGCCAUUGAAAAGGAAAAAAAUGCAAGGUAAUGCAAUUUUAUUUUGAAGAAUAUCUUCAAAAUCCUGAAGAAAUAGCCAUGCAUUAAUCAUUUAUCAAACAGCUAAAAAUAUAGUUUAAAAUCUCUUUACUAAACUGAUCUGUAGGGGAAAGAAUAAUUUCCACAAAUUGAGGCAAAGCUGCAUUUAAAAAAAACUGUUUAAUGAGUUGAAUUAUUUGUGGCCUGUCAUAACAUUUAAGAUGACCUUCAAAAAUGUUCGGCAUUUGUGGAGGUUUCAGAAAUCUACCGCAUCAUUAAUUUGGAUUAUCCCGAAUAUGACCAUUGCUCUCUGUGAUGAAGCUGUGGGGAACAGGAAAGGUAACUUUACUCCUACAUUUUUCGCAGCUGCUUGAAAUAAAAUACCAGACGACGGUGCCUCUUGGGUGCUGACGAUACCUGCAUUUACGUUGAGGUUGGCAUAGCAAUGGGAUAAAAUAAUGGAAGUCAUUACAUUAUGAACACUACUUAAUUCUCAUACCCAUCGUUCUGCACUGAAAACCACAAGACCUACUAUGUUUUUAUAUUUUUCUGAAUUUUCCAAUUACCUAAAAUCAUGUGCUAAAGAGUGGACAGUGUUAUGUUGAAGGGGAUUGAUGAAGGGGAAUGGGAGUUAAUGGGCAUUGCAAAGUGGAAGGCAUAAGUACUUUGUCUUUAUUCUUUAUUAAAGUUACUGAAAUAUCAUUGAGUUUGGAGAUAUUCAUUGAGAAAAUUGGAUGUGAAUCAUAAAGCACAAUACAGUUUUAAUAAAUUGAUUAAUGUCAGAACGCCAUGGAUGUCUGAAAAUUCAGAGUGCUUUGGUUCUUUUUACUCCCGAGUUCACUGAGCAGUCACAUUGCAGGUAACACACUAACACUGACUUCUGCGAGAAAGAACUGAACAAAAGCUAUUGAACAUUUUGACAAAAUUGUACUGUGUUAAAUAGAAAUCUACAGGAGGUUCCUCAGUAGGUGCUUCAACUUUAGCUAUUUUGGGUACAAACUUUGAAAUUUGCUUGGAAAAAUGAUGUCUCUCGAACCUGUUGCUGGUCUAUACCUGGGCAAUGCUUUUUACUUCUAAUAUGAAAUUGGUAAAAAUGUUUGUCAAUGAGAGAGAUGUUAACAGGUUUUCAAAUAAAAUCUAAUGUCAGCCACUG